Messenger RNA from Serendipita indica DSM 11827, 2376 nucleotides. Lineage: Eukaryota; Fungi; Basidiomycota; Agaricomycetes; Sebacinales; Serendipitaceae. The record is from the annotation of a GenBank genome assembly.
AUGACUCUUGAUCUAUUUCAAAAUGUGUUCGAGGUGUCAGAUAUACUAGUUCCUUUAAAGGGAGCUGUCCGAGCUACGAAACUGAUCCUCGAUGCCCGCCAAGCUGAUGACAACAAUACAAAAGCUUGGGGCGACCUAAGGCAGCGUUUGGAUGACUAUAUGGCUGCUACCAAGAAGGAAGUCGACCUUUUUGAAAAGUACUCCCCAGAGGAAAGGCGGAGAGAUGAAUCAUUCAUCCAACCACUAUUCGAGCAUGCAGGAUAUCUCAAACACAUGCGCGAUACACUCGCCAAGAUGAUGGAGAAGCCCAGCAGUAGCAGAAUGAACGUCUUUCAAGCAUCAAGAAUAUCUAAGAAGGAUGCGAAACUAGUUCGUCAACUGGAUCUUGAGAUCGAGGAGAGACACAGGGUGUUCACUGACCUACUCGCGGCAUACCGUCUCCAAGUCGUUGCACGAAGUACAGAGGCUGACGAAAAGUCUCUCUUGCUUCAGCUCCCAUCGGUCACAUUUGUCCCAUCCUCGAUACACACUGCUUGUAUACAAGGAACGCGUCAGAUCGUUCUUGAGACUAUCUCCCAAUGGGCUGAUGAUGAUGAGCCGGGGAAACCAAUAUUUUGGCUAUGCGAUGUAGCAGGUUCUGGCAAAUCCUCUGUUGCAAUGUCCGCAUCAGAAUCUUGGAGAACGAGGAAAAUGCUCGGGGGGCAGUUCUUCUUUUCGAUGGGCGACAGCGAAGCGUCGAAUACGGAAAGGUUUUGCUCAACUAUGGCCAGGGAACUCGCCUAUCACAUACCUGAACUCGCACCUCACAUUGCCAAAGCUAUCAAGGGCAAUCCGGCUAUCAUGCGAAGUUCAUUUGAUGAACAGUUUCGCGCCUUCGUCAUCGGUCCACUCCAAUAUCAGCAAAAGCGCGUGGUCCUAGUCAUUGACGCUAUCGACGAAUGCAAGUCCGGAUCGCAGCGGAAGGUACUUCUCGAGAUGCUUGCUACAGCUACCCGAGAGAAUCGAAACCUCAGGAUUUUCAUUACAGGUCGACCCGACCCUGUCACUGAAGCAGUUUUGCAGUCGCUAUCGAUUGCGGCAAAGAUGGAAAACCGCCUCCACGAUAUCAAAUACCAGGAUAACUUCGACGAUAUUGCAUUAUAUGUGCAUCAGAGGUUAGACGGUGUCCUACCCAAGGAAAAAAGGCAACGACUAAUCGAGAAGGCAAACGGGGGCUUCAUUCGAGCGGCCACUGUGUGCCGAAUGCUCACCGAAGAUACCAACAUGAAUUCACCCGAGAAUAUAUACGAUCACUUGAUCUCAUUGGAGUGGGAUGGGCCUAUGGAAGACCUCCGGGGUCCCUUCUUCCAGCGCAUAGGUUCUAAAGACACCGAAUCACGGAUUCAAGAGCAGCAACUCGAGCCUAUCUCGAUCUCUAUCCAAGAGGGUCCAUUGGAGCAACUGAUGCGACUUCGACCGCCUCUAGAUCUUACGGGUGAAGUGAGCUUGGAUUCCACAACAAAACUGCUACGAAGCGGCAGCUAUGCGAAUGUAUACCCUGUUGAAUAUCUUGGAGAAAAGGUUGCUAUCAAGGUCCUAAAGUUUCGCAGGAGUAAGAACCAAAAAAAACCAAAUCGCCAUGAGGAACUUUUGACACGCCGCACUGAUCGCGAGAUUAAAGUGUGGGCAGCAUUAUCUCAUCCUCAUAUUCUGCCCUUUCUUGGAUUCACAACAAAUCAUGGCGACUUUUGUUCUAUGUGGUGUGAACACGGGCACGCGGAAGCCUACUUGACAACCCAGGAGUCGGUAUCAUUAGCAGAACGUUUAAGACUAACGCGGCAAGUGGCGUCGGGAUUGCAAUAUUUACACGGACUCAAAAUCAUCCAUGGCGAUCUUAAGCCCAAAAACAUUCUUAUCGACGACCAGUGCAAUGCACUUCUCGCUGAUUUUGGUCUUGUAGGCUUAGAGGACGGAUGGGGGCCUCGUGGGAUGACAACACCUUCUGCGUACAUGGGUACAGAGAUAUAUAUGGCUCCAGAGGUGUUUGACAACGAGAGCGCAAAGGCGACGAAGGAAAGUGAUAUUUGGGCUUUUGGGUGCGUGGCACUGGAGUUUGUAGAGGAGGUGGAGCCAUACCGAAACGUUAUUAAGCGCGUCGACUUAAAAGAGGCUCUUUUUUGUGGACAGAAACCAGCGACACAAGGCGAUGGGGCAAAUGUAUCCGCUGGUGUCGAAUCCCCUUUCUGGAAUCUCCUCAAUGCCUGUUGGGACUACGAUCCCUGGGUGCGGCCUAGCAUAGAGGAUAUCGUGGUGUGUCUAGACGCCAUCGCAAAGAAUCAUGAAUCUUCAACGCCGGAAGAGGUUAAAGGAGGAAUUGAAGGGUUAUCUUAUUCUUGA